This is a messenger RNA of Aethalodelphis obliquidens (Pacific white-sided dolphin), 4045 nucleotides long. It is a transcript of the gene CNTF, whose product is annotated as ciliary neurotrophic factor. Gene Ontology annotation, biological process: astrocyte activation; ciliary neurotrophic factor-mediated signaling pathway; negative regulation of neuron apoptotic process. Gene Ontology annotation, molecular function: cytokine activity; ciliary neurotrophic factor receptor binding; growth factor activity. The coding region runs from base 1345 to 1947 and encodes 200 amino acids. NCBI's taxonomy places the organism in Eukaryota, Metazoa, Chordata, Mammalia, Artiodactyla, Delphinidae. Gene Ontology annotation, cellular component: axon. The record is from RefSeq and is a predicted model, not a curated record. The transcript has 2 exons.
UGGGAUCUUCGCGGACCAGGGCACGAACCCGUCUCCCCUGCAUCAGCAGGCGGACUCGCAACCACUGCGCCACCAGGGAAGCCCCCUCGAUUAUUGUUUAUGUAUGGAAAUUUCCUCCUGAGAAGGCAUGUGUUUCAAUUUAGAGGUAAUGUCCAUGAUACAAAAUAGUGAAAACUGAUUCAUUUGGGGAUGAAACUUGUAACUCUUACCCAAAUGGCGUCAUCCUCUAACCUACAGAGUUAAAUGCAAUAGAACAACAACUCUCCAAGUGCUUUUAAACUCUGCCUUCAUUUCACAGUCCAGCUCAUUCUCUUAUUUUGUUAAGAAGCAAUGUGGUAUGACUGGGAUAAGGAAGAAAAAGAAAAGCAUGUUGUCACUUAAGUGAGACUGCCUCAGAAAUGUUACCAAGUCAGAGUUGGGUGUUUCCUGUCCUUUGGAAGAGAACAGGCCUAAAAUAGUACCUUCCUCAUCCUAUAGCUACAAGGAAGGCACCAUGAUUGAGAUUACAGAUGCUUCCUUAACUGAUUUUUAAUCAAGUGUAAAUUUAAAUACUCAGCAAAAGGAUGGGAAUGAAAAAAUGCUGUAGUUUUACAGGAUCUAUUUCAUGUAAACUUUGUGUCUUGGAACAAAAUAUGAACUACCUAGAGAAUGAUAUUGGAAACUCAGUGGGAGAAACAGUUAUAGAAUCAAAGACCUAUAUUUAAAUUUUGAACCUAGUUAUUAGAUUUUGUGCACAUUAUUUAAUUUCUUUAAGCCUCCAUUUCUUAUGUAAAAUGAGGAAACUAUCUUGUAGAAUUAUUCUAAAGAUCAAAUAAAGGCUUUAAAGCUGUUAGCAGUGUCUGGCCUAGGGUAGAUGCUUAAUGAAUGGCAGCUAUAUCAAUAAUAAUAACUUAAUAUUAUUGAAUAAUUUACCAGGCCAAGAAAGAAAAGGACAUGGGGAGCACAGAGAGGGUGAUAGUAAAGUGAACUGAUUAUAAGUGUAUACAAAUAGAUUCCACCAGGCAGGGGCGUCAUGAGGAUCAGCGCGAUCAUGACCUUGUCAAGUGCACAAGCAAAACAAUGACAUGAAAACAAGUACACUAGGCCCUGAGUGGAGGAGAGAGUUGGAGGCAGACGCUGCAGGACAGAAAGCUGAGUGAAAAGGGGCCUUUGAUUCCACAGGCGCAGAAAUCCACAGCCAGGAAUUUGCUGCCACCUCUGAGUCAGGCAGGGGGCGUGGGUGCCGAAUUCCAUUAGUAGGGAAAUGCCCAGUGGAUUUAGCCCGAGAGUCACAUUUCUUAUUUGGACCAGUAUAGACAGAAACAAACCCAGCUCACUUGUUUCCCGGAACAGUUGAGUUAGGGGAUGGCUUUCACAGAGCAUUCACCGCUGACCCCUCGCCGCCGGGACCUCUGUAGCCGCUCUGUCUGGCUAGCAAGGAAGAUCCGUUCAGACCUGACUGCUCUUAUGGAAUCUUACGUGAAGCACCAAGGUCUGAACGAGAACGUAAACCUGGACUCUGUGCGUGGUGUGCCAGUGGCAAGCACUGAUCGGUGGAGCGAGCUUAGUGAGGCAGAGCGACUCCAAGAGAACCUCCAAGCUUACCGUACCUUCCAUGUUAUGUUGGCCAGAAUGUUAGAAGACCAACGGGUGCAUUUUACUCCAGCUGAAGAUGACUUCCAUCAAGCAAUACAUACCAUUCUUCUCCAAGUCGCUGCCUUUGCUUACCAGCUGGAAGAAUUAAUGGUGCUCCUGGAACACAAGAUCCCUUCCAGUGAGGCUGAUGGGAUGCCCCUUAUUGUUGGAGAUGGUGGUCUCUUUGAGAAGAAGCUGUGGGGCCUAAAGGUGCUGCAAGAGCUUUCACAGUGGACAGUGAGGUCCGUCCAUGACCUUCGAGUCCUUUCAUCUUGUCAAACUGGGAUCCCAGGACGUGGGGGCCAUUAUACUGCUAAGGACAAGAAAAUGUAGCGUUACCCCUCUCUCUCUCUCUUACUUGCUUUCUCCUCUAGUGGAAUAUAUAUAGUUUUCUGAGGCCUCACUUUCCCAUUCUUAGUUUUGAAAACCUUUAAAACCACAGGCAUUUUCAUCAGCUAGGGUUGGAGACAUGGACAAAAGGGCCUACAGGUUUAGUCUGGGGGGGGAGGGAUGUGUGAGUGUGUGUGUGUGUGUGUGUUGGGGCCAUAAGGGAGUGGGGGCAGGGACAACAUCCUUCCACCUCAGUGCUGUGAUCUUUCCUACCCACUAAAUAACCUUUACAGGCAUUUAACAGCCUCCCAUAUACUUUUAACUUUAGUCCCGGAUGACUCUUCUGAGAAGACUGAAAUAGUGAAUUAAAAAUCAUGGACUCUAGUCAAUUCACACUCUUGGAUAAUAAAAACAGUAACUAACAUUUAUUGAGUAUCUACUAUAUUGAAGCAAUAUGUCAGGAGUUUUAUGUAUAUCAUAAUUUUCACAACCCUGCUGAGGGAGGUGGUGUUAUUUCCAUUUGGCAGAUGAGAAAACAGGCUCACAGAAAUUUAUAACUCGUUCAAGGUUACCCAUCUAGCAAAUGGCACCCUGAGUUUGAACCCAGAUCUUUCUCAUUCCAAAGCCUAGUGCCCUUCACUUUAAGGGCCUGAUUAUGAACCUCUAUCACUGCACCUCUUUGCUGCAGAGAGUUGGAAAAUGUAUCCAUGUAAUCUAUCCCCAGCACUGAAAAAGCAACCCCCAACUGUGUCCUAAUAGUGUUAAAGGCAGUAUUUGUUGCCCAUAUUUGGCAAAGAAGAGAGCAGUGGAGAUCUUAAGAUUAGUCCACCAGACUUUUGAACUUUGGAAGCUGGGAGUGUGCAGUCAUACAGCUUGCUUUCAAGUAUCCACUAAUGUUCUUGAGUUUGGGGUUGGGGACAGCUUACCAGGUUACCUCACAUUUAUCGUAAUCAGCAGUGCAGUGAUACAGGCACUGUAACCCGGGCAUUCAUGGGCAAUGGGUAGAAUACUGCUCAGGUUAAAAAGUCACAGAACUCCUUCACCAGACAGAGUCUCUGGACUUAGUCAUGAGCAGAGGAUGAGGCCCACUCUGUUCCCUGUGGGAAUGCCAGUGAUUCUGAAACAAUACAGAGCAAAGCCUCCAUGCUUCAGAACAAAGGGCACAGUUCUGCAUUUAACGUUCUUGAGAGAAACAGUAUGAAAAGCACCAACUAGUAAAUGUGGGCAUUAAUGUAAAAGGUCAUUUACAGUCAGGCCUAUGAACUCGUGGUGCAAAUGGGAAUCCAGAAGUUCUCAGGUGUAUCAUUUAUUUCACGCUACCAAUCAAUUCAAACUCAAGGUCUUGGGUGGGGGCCCAAAUCAAUUUGGUUCACGUAUUUGAGGCUUCUAUAUUCUUAAAAGGACCAUGAGGCAGAGGGGGCUAGCUGCCAUAGCUUGUGUCCUUUCCUGCAUGGGUUUAUGUCCAAAACUCCAUGAAGUCAAUAUUCUGAGAGGGCUCUGGGUGAGGCAAGGUGGCAAUACAGGGGAGGUCCGGCCCUGCUCCCCAGGAUGCAUCUGUGGAAAUGGUAGGCAUACAGGAGAUCAAUACUAUUGGUAGACCUGAAUCGUAGGAUGGGUUUAAGCGGUAUGGAGUUGAAGGAGAUCAGUGAGGGCCAGAAAUCGCUUCCUGGAGGAGGGAGGAGUUCAGUUGUGUCUCAGAGGUUGGCUGAGUACCAAACAAAGAGAAAAGUCAUGAGGGGAGAAAUAGAGAAGAGUUGCCCGGUUAGAAGAAAAUGAGGCAAUAAUAAACAUUUGGGUCCACUACCACUAGAAGUUUAUCGUUUUGUUUUGUUUGUAAUUUUGGUAAUGGUAAAAAUUUUGCAGUGAAUGCAUAGAGGCUUAUUUCAUUCGAGCUUUUCCUUGUUUGAGUUGUUACUUGUGCUUAAGAGCAGUAUUUUGAUUGGUAAAAUACUUGCUUAUUAAUGUGAAGCGCUUAGAUUUAUCUGUAUAGUACUUUUAGGCUUUUUUAUUUAAUGAAGAAAGGCGCGACUCAAAUUUCUUUUUUUUUUAAUAAAUUUAUUAUAUUUAUUUUAUUUUUUGGCUGUGUUGUGUCUUCGUUGCG